Molecule: messenger RNA, 1918 nt
Organism: Alosa sapidissima (American shad)
Lineage: Eukaryota; Metazoa; Chordata; Actinopteri; Clupeiformes; Clupeidae
Gene: efcab12
Exons: 6
Coding region: 217-1746 (509 amino acids)
Molecular function (GO): calcium ion binding
Source: RefSeq, a predicted model, not a curated record
UCGGAACCAUGGUUACGAGUGUAAACAGGAGGAGCGCUUCUAAGCUUGUUUCCAUGGUCGAGGGGUUACGGUAGAGUGCGUGUGUAUGUAAAAGUCAUGUCUUUGUCAGUGUUUGUAUCUCAAUCUGAGACGAUGUUCAGUUGCAUUCUAUUUCUCCGUCUGCUGGCUAGAUCUAUGCUACAAAUCACUCUGCUCGACUGAAAAAGUUGUUGAGUAAUGCCACCCGUAAGUAUGGAAGACUUGGAGAUAGAGGAGCUGCUCAAGAGAUACAAGAAAAGAGACUUGGUACAGACGUACUUUUUUAAAAUGGCAUGUCGUGUAUUUGGGCCACCAAAAUCUCGAGACCGGAUUAUAAUCGCGCCCCCAAUGCAUGUCGUCAACAAAGUUCAGAGAGACCCGAUGGGAGGGCUACAGCGCCACACGCCAACUUCACAGAAAACCAGAGACACAGCGGUGAUGUCAGUGGACUCGCCGGUGCAGCAGUUUACCAGUUUUCCAAUUGAAAAUACAAUAGCGAACCAGGAAUGGGUCGGAGAACGGAGAGCAUUUCGUAAAAUUUUGAACGGAAUCGGAAACCUGAGCCAGUGGAUUAACAACAAGCCCACCGUGACCGAGCUGGAGCUGAAGGUGGCGGAGAGGGAGCGGAGUGUCCAUAAAGGAUGUCCUCCGGUCGGCUCUGAGUCCCAGCUGUUACCCGCCGCGAAGCGUUUGGAACCAAUAAUCUGUGAAACUCCGACGCUUCACGUGGGCGCACGAGAUCCGGAGGAGGUGCGGAAGCACCUGCGCGGGCGCGAGACCCUUAUCUUAGAGGUGUGCAACCAGCUGGACACGAGGGGCACCGGGAAAAUAACCCGGCGUGAUCUGCGUGCUGUCUUUGAAAAAACGGGUAUGAAGGUCUCAGAGGAGAGGCUGGAGGCGUUGAUGGGGUGGCUGAGUGCUGAUGGCGUGUGUGUGACGGUGGCGGAGCUGGCUGCAGGUAUCCAGGACUGGACAGAGGAGGGCAGCCACGCACUGGCUCCUCUACACACACUGGCUCCUCUACACACACUGCUGCAGGAGCAACAGGAACGCCACAGGAUUAGGAUUUACCACCAGCAGCGCAGGAAGGGAGGGAUGCUGGAUGAGGAGGUCCUGGCGAUCCUGCGGACCCUGCGGUCAUGUGAUCGGGUGCAGGAUGCCCACUCUGCCCCCUCCUCUCUGGCUGGCCCCAUGGGCCACAUGGUGGACCGCUACCGGCGCCAGGGCUUGGGAGAGUACCUGGACACCCUGGAGCUGAGCCAGAGGCAGGACACACACAUCAGCCAGCGCAGCAUGCAGAGAGUUCUGCUGCACCCGGGAGACCUUCCCCUGCAUGGUUCGGGGGGGCGGAGCCUCAGGCAGGCCGGCAGCAGCCCCAUCUCAGGAUGCGGGGGGCGUCUGCGGGGGGGCGUGGCCAAGGCCAGUGGUCCCUCCUUAAAGGAGGAGAAGGAGGCAGAGAAAGAGGAGAUGGAGGAAGAUGAACCGCCAAAAAAAGUCCACAGGGAAAAGAGAAGACCCUGCUCUCGCCGUGCUAACCCGAGUGCCUUCUGGCCGGGCCGUGAGGAUCAUGUGCGUCUGCACCUGCCCCAGGUGGGCCUGCCUCCUGAACGAGUCCUGUUCCAGCACAUCACACGGAAUCCUGCCCCCAGCCCUGGGGCCUGGCCAAUCAACGCCCAAGGAUACUCCACCUCAGGAGACGUGGAUGCCCACAGAGCUUAUGCUUUGUAGACCAGAGCGGAAGAAUACGUCUUUGGUUGGAAACCUUGCUGGAGGACUGGAGAUUAGGAAUUAUGAUUAAGUUGUUUUCAAAUGCUCUUCCUGUGAUUUUCUGAUGACUAGCACUGUCACUGCAAAUUCAAUUUAAUUUAAUCUGGUCUUAAAUGUUUUAUGUCUCAAAUUA